AUGACAGCAGAUGAAGGCGAGGUGAUUACAGUACGUGCAGAUAAUCGGGAGAAAACAUUAGAGGACUGUUCACUUAGUCUAGUGGGAAGAUUCCAUACGACUAAAAACAUAAAUUUCAGAGCUGCAAAAAACCUUCUCAGGACAGUAUGGAAGAUGGGGAAGGAUAUGACGAUUACAGAGGUGGGGGAUGGGCUGUUCCAAUUUAAGUUUGCAAUGGAGAGCCAACUGAAGUGGGUUCUGAAUAACGGACCCUGGAGUUUCGAAAAUCACAUCCUACUGUUGCGACGGUGGGAAAAGGGAAUGACUGCCUUCUCGGUGAGUUUUGAAACACUUCCCAUUUGGGUGCAAGUAUGGGGAUUGCCUUUCGACUUGAUCAAUGAGGAAGCGGGGAGAGACAUUGGAAGGGGAGUUGGGAGAGUCAUCGAGGUAGACUGCAAAGCCAUGGCAGCAGACCAAGCUAAGUUCCUACGUAUCAGAGUCGACAUGCCGCUGGACAAACCGAUUCGCCGUGGGGCGCCAGUCCUUAGCCCGGAGGGAGAUACGGUGUGGGUGGCUUUUCAAUAUGAAAGGCUGCUGGGGUUAUGUUUUCGGUGUGGUCUGUUGGGGCAUGAAGCAAGGGUGUGUUCAGCGUCCAUUGGCAGAGAGGGUGAAGAGCUGCCCUAUGGAGAUUGGCUACGGGCUGGGUUUCGAAGGCAGAGAGAGCAGUCACGAAAGGAGGCACCAAGCCCACCACGCCGGCAGCCAACAGACCACCAACCUUCACGGACGACUAAGUCACCGGUUGUAGAUCCUAUUGGGUCCGUUACAAGCAUGGCUAGGGACAUUAAUGAAGGGGUAACGGACUCAAUAAAGGAUUUUAUGGAGGAAAUAAUUCCAGGAGUUAUGACAGAAGGAAACCCGGAUAAUAAAGAGUUUCCUAACGGCAAGGAAUUAAAUAGGAAGGAGAAAAACGUGGGAGUGAAUGCGGAGGAGUUUAUAAACAUUCCAAUAAUGUACGUGGGCAAUAUGGGAAACUCAGGAAUUAAUUCUCAAAGUGAAACCCUAGUUCCACACGUUUCUGAGGGGGCACCAUGUGCUACACUUCAAGCCCCACGGCGAAAGACUCCUAAGUGGACUAAAAUUCCUAGGGUUGACUCAACAAACACUACACCACCCACGGGAACAAUAGAAACAGGGAAGAAAAGAUCUCAUGAGGGGGAAGCACAGGAUGGGGCAAGGAAAAAGUCAAGGGCAGCGGCAAAAACUGUUGAAAGCAAAACGAUGGAGGCUGAAAUUCAGCCCCGCCGAGCACAAUGA
This is a messenger RNA of Quercus robur (English oak), 1296 nucleotides long. RefSeq lists its product as uncharacterized. Gene Ontology annotation, molecular function: nucleic acid binding; zinc ion binding. NCBI's taxonomy places the organism in Eukaryota, Viridiplantae, Streptophyta, Magnoliopsida, Fagales, Fagaceae. The coding region runs from base 1 to 1296 and encodes 431 amino acids. The transcript has 2 exons. The record is from RefSeq and is a predicted model, not a curated record.